GGCAAGGGAGACCACAAAUGACCUUAUCGGAUCCUUCUGCCAUGGCCCUAUCUUUUUCUCCUCCUGGAGUUGUACCUCCUGGAGCUGUUCCUCACGCAUCUGUCUGGUCUUCAAGUGCUGUGCCUGUGGCUCCUGCCCCUUAUGUCAGGAGAAGAGAAGAUGCUCUGCUACGUGCGCCAUCCAGACGUAACCAGCCACACCUCCACCCUGACAAGACCAAUGGAGCAUUGUGGUAUUAGUUGAACCUUGUAUUAGUAGACUAAGUGUAGAGUAUAAUAUUUGAUUUUGUCAAUACUAGUUGAACCGUGUAUUAGAAGAUUAAGUGUAGAGUUUAAUAUUUGAUUUUUAUUUGAUGUUUGCCAUUGUCUUGUCUCAGGUUUGGUAUUGAUCCUGAAGUCCAUGCUUUUAUCCGAGCAACAUGGCAGGGAAACUAUUGGGGGUCGUGGGCAAGCUGGAACUUCGUUCCACCUGAGAAGAAGGAUCAGUGGUGGCAUGCGUUCAUUGUAAGUGCUUGUUUCCCUUUCCUUUUCCCUUUCUCAACUAUUAGGAAGCUAUAAUGUUUAACUCUGUCUUAUGUUCUUUUGUAGCAACACUACUACUGGGAUGACCAAUUCCAUGAUGAAAUCUACUUGAAGUGGAAGAAACAAACUCAGGUUACCGUCUGUGGCCGCAUCAGCCAGAACAGGAGAGAUAAUAGGCAACCUUCUUACAUGUCAGACGCUCACUAGGCAACAAUGGUUGAGAAGUACAACACUGAGCAAGCAAAAAGGAAGAGAGCAAAAACUGCAAGAUCUCGUAAGUCUGCUCCAGUUGGGAAGAAGAUGCACAAGCACGGUGCAGGCCCACGCUGUUUCCUGAACAUUGCGUAUCAAAUGAUGGUUGAUGAAGGUUUGGAUGAACCACCUUCAUACACAGCCCUUGCAAGGAAGACUCACACGGGUAAAGAUGGUUCCUUCCUAGACGAACGUACGGAGGAACUGGUGCUGGAGGUUGAGGAAGCCGUUGAAGAGAUGUUACAAGAUGGAUCUCCACUUGGAGACAGUCAAUACUAGUUGUCUAAGUUAAUUAUUGAAAUUGAGACUCUUAGUUAAUUAUUGGAAUUGAGACUGUCUAUGUUAGUUAUGGUGCUUGUGAUUGUCUAAGUUAAUUAUUGAACUGGAGACUGUCUCAGUUAGUUAAGAUGCUUGUGAUUGUCUAAGUUAAUUAUUGGAAUUGAUACUAUCUUAGUUAUGGUGCUUGUGAUUGGAAUGAAUGCUUAUGAUUAUUUUCCUGUCUUUUUGCAGAGAGGAAAGACAAAAAAGGGUACAAUCUACGGCCUUGGCAGUGUUCAGUACAAGAACAGCAGUCCAUCUGUGCCGAUUCCUGUCUCACUGCAGCGCAACCUAGACGUUGAUAUGCGCAUGUCUGGCUUUGAGACCACCAUUUCUGAAGUCAAGGAAGACAUUGUUGGAGUCAAGGAAGAUUUCAGUGCUUUGAAGGCAGAAAUCAAUGCUUUCAAAACUCAAGUAACGGGGGGGAUGUCAGCUAGCCAAGCAACUCUCAACAUUAUUCUGCAAACUCUCCAAUCUCAAGCUUCCACUCCUGCCUCAACUGCACAACCAUCUCAGCCUCAAGCUCAGUCACAACCUCAAGGUCAGCCCCAAGCUCCAAUUCAAUCUCAACAUCAGCCACAAGCUCAAGGUCAAUCUACGGCUCUACCACAACAUCUCACGAUCAAUAACCCAUCUGAGUUAGAUAGGUGGUGCCAAGACCUUGGUAUGUAAGGUUUGGUCAGUUGAUGUAUUAAGCUUCAAUCUUUUGUGUACUUUGUUUCAAGUUGUAUUAUCUUUUGAAUGUUUAA
Brassica napus (rape) is the source of this 1840-nucleotide messenger RNA. RefSeq lists its product as uncharacterized. Bases 1230 to 1763 code for a protein of 177 amino acids. The transcript is spliced from 2 exons. Lineage: Eukaryota; Viridiplantae; Streptophyta; Magnoliopsida; Brassicales; Brassicaceae. The record is from RefSeq and is a predicted model, not a curated record.